Trematosphaeria pertusa is the source of this 753-nucleotide messenger RNA. RefSeq lists its product as uncharacterized. Lineage: Eukaryota; Fungi; Ascomycota; Dothideomycetes; Pleosporales; Trematosphaeriaceae. The transcript is spliced from 2 exons. The record is from RefSeq and is a predicted model, not a curated record. The coding region runs from base 347 to 607 and encodes 86 amino acids.
UGCAUCCAUCAACUCAUAAAACCCAAAGCGCUCUCAUCAUACGCCCUUGAGUUUCCCUCCUCUCCCGUCCCUCAUCCGCCCGUCACAAACGUGCGCUCGAAACAAUCGAGUGAAUGCUGUGAAUGCUCCAAUCACGUGGACCCGCGUCACUACUUGAAACAUAGGGAAAGGGCUGCGGACCGUGCCGCCUCAGCCUCGCGGGGCGCAGUUAAAUUCCAUUCCACCGCCUCCUCUUCUUCAAGAGGACGCCCGUCCACAUCGCCCUGCGAUUCCGUUUCACUCGCUCUGUCUGCACCCUUGGAAACUUCAGUCCUCCAUAUCGGCUCCUCACGCGAACACCAACACAAUGGGCCAAUCCUCCUCCCAAGUCCUCGAAGGCCGCGCCCCCACCCCGGAGCCCGACAUCUCGCCUGAAGAACGCGCUCGCAUGCAAGCCGAAGAGCGCGAGCGCCGCGCUGCAGCCGCGCAGCAGCGCUUUGAGACUCAGCAGAAGAGGAAGGGAGCAGCGGCGGAAAAGAAGAAGAUGAGUGCGCUGGAGCAGAUGAGUAAGGAGAAUCGGGGGUGGAGGGUGGCGGACGAGCAGGCCGAGUUGAGGGCUUACAAUUAGAGUGUGGGGUAUGGAGGCCGCUGGCAAAGGGCAGAGAGGCUGGAGAAUGGUAACUGGCGCAAGGAGGGGAGGGGCGCUUAGGGUCAAUGGGACAGGUUUGCAAUGACGGGAACAAUGAUUACACUCUAUGCUCCCUUACUAAGCCC